Vanderwaltozyma polyspora DSM 70294 is the source of this 825-nucleotide messenger RNA. It is a transcript of the gene CHO1, whose product is annotated as CDP-diacylglycerol-serine O-phosphatidyltransferase. Gene Ontology annotation, biological process: phospholipid biosynthetic process. Gene Ontology annotation, cellular component: membrane. The transcript has a single exon. Gene Ontology annotation, molecular function: phosphotransferase activity, for other substituted phosphate groups. The coding region runs from base 1 to 825 and encodes 274 amino acids. The record is from RefSeq and is a predicted model, not a curated record. Lineage: Eukaryota; Fungi; Ascomycota; Saccharomycetes; Saccharomycetales; Saccharomycetaceae.
AUGAGUAGAAGAAAGGAUAGCGUUUUUUUAGAAUCAGACCAAGGUGCUGAUACUCAAGCUAUUUCAGAUACUGAAAUGGAUGAAAAUAGUGAUGAUUACCCAAGAGAAGAAAGAUCAUUGAGUAGAAGAGCCUCUAGUAUUUUUACCUUGGAUACAAGUCCAUUGGACCCACCAAAUGAAACAGACAUUAAAAAGUUUACUAGUGAUGCUUAUCACUUUAGUAUGAUUAGAAAUUUGCAUCUUGCAGAUUAUAUUACUAUGUUAAAUGGUUUCUCAGGUUUUUACUCAAUUGUAAGUUGUUUAAGAUUCACUUUAACUGGUAAACCACAUUAUGUUCAAAGAGCACAUUUCUUUAUAUUUUUGGGUAUGUGUUUUGAUUUUUUCGAUGGUAGAGUUGCAAGAUUGAGAAAUAGAUCUUCGCUAAUGGGUCAAGAAUUGGACUCUUUGGCUGAUUUGGUUUCUUUUGGUGUAGCCCCUGCUACUGUAGCUUUUGCUAUUGGCUUCCAAACUACUUUAGAUGUUUUGAUCUUAUCCUUUUUUGUAUUGUGUGGUCUAGCUAGAUUGGCAAGAUUUAAUGUCACUGUGGCUCAAUUACCAAAAGAUGUUACUGGUAAAUCGAAAUACUUUGAAGGUUUACCAAUGCCAACUUCUUUGCUAUUGGUUAUAGGGAUGGCAUAUCUAGUUAGGAACGGAUUGAUUCUAGAUAAUAUUCCAUUUGGAAUUUACAGAGAAGGGUUAGUAUUCGAAAUCCAUCCUAUAGUAUUCGUGUUCUUUAUACAUGGUUGUGGUAUGAUCUCGAAAAGUUUAAAAAUUCCAAAGCCUUAG